AUGGCUUGUAGAGGUUGUUUGGAGUGUUUGCUCAAGUUACUCAACUUUCUACUGGCGAUUGCUGGGCUUGGUAUGAUUGGUUAUGGUGUCUACUUAUUUGUGGAGUACAAGAGAGCAACCGACAACUCUCUUUCAUUCACUCCGAUUAAUGGAGACGAUCAAAGUUACGUCUCGUUUGGGAGGCCCAUGCUUAUGGCUGUGGCACUCUCUUCCAAUGUGUUUGAUAAUCUCCCUAAAGCUUGGUUCAUAUACUUGUUCAUUGGUAUCGGCGUGGCUCUCUUUGUUAUAUCAUGCUGUGGCUGUGUUGGUACUUGCUCGAGAAGCGUCUGCUGCUUAUCUUGUUACUCUCUUCUUCUGAUCUUGUUGAUCUUGGUGGAGCUUGGAUUUGCAGCAUUUAUUUUCUUCGACAACAGCUGGAGAGAUCAACUUCCUUCUGACAGGACUGGAAACUUCGAUACGAUAUAUAAUUUCCUGAGAGAGAACUGGGAGAUUGUAAGAUGGGUAGCUCUAGGAGCUGUUGUUUUCGAGGCUUUGCUUUUCUUGCUCGCCCUUAUAGUUAGGGCAGCUAAUUCGCCACCAGAGUAUGACAGUGACGAUGACUAUAUUGCUCCAAGGAGACAAAUCAGGCAGCCAUUCAUCAACCAGCAACCCGCCCCUGUCACCGGUGUCCCAGUCGCUCCUACUUUGGACAACCGCCCGAGCCGCAGUGACCCUUGGAGCGCACGCAUGCGGGAAAAGUAUGGGCUUGACACAUCUGAGUUCACGUACAAUCCGUCAGAGUCACACCGGUUCCAGCAAAUGCCGACGCAACCAAAUGAAGAAAAGGGCCGAUGCACCAUCAUGUGA
Microthlaspi erraticum is the source of this 846-nucleotide messenger RNA. The record is from the annotation of a GenBank genome assembly. NCBI's taxonomy places the organism in Eukaryota, Viridiplantae, Streptophyta, Magnoliopsida, Brassicales, Brassicaceae.